AUGCACCCGGGGGCCCUGGGGCUGUCCGCCCCGCUGCUGGCGGCCGAGCAGAGCGCGCGCCUCUACUCCACGGUCUACGACUUCACCCCAGGACAGCUCCUCUGGGGGUGGCUGGCCCUUUCUGUGCUACUACCUGGCUUCCUGGUCCAGGGCCUGAGCUAUCUGUGGUUCUGGGCAGAUGGACACCAAGGUCAUUGUUUGCUGGCCGUACUAAUUCCCCUCCUUCAGCUUGGCCUGUGGAAGCGGCAUUGGGAUGCUGCGUCCACUGCUCUAUCGAAAGAGCGGGAAGCCUCCUGCCAAGACCAGGUGCUGCUGCAGGAGGCUGACCUGUCUGCCCUCCACCUUCUGGAAGCUCUGAUGCAGCCAGGGCCCCACCUGCUGCUCCAGACGCAUGUUUUCCUCGCCUUGGACUUCACAGAUACUGUGCCAGGUGUGAGCACGCUGUGCUCCUGGUCCGCGCUGGCCUGGGCCCUGGUGUGUCAUGCCUACUGCGUGGGCUUCAUGACUGGUCAGCUUCUCACGCCAUGGGCCACCCUCUUCUACCAGCAGCCCUGGAGGAUGGGCAUAUUGGGGGUCCGUGUCCUGAGCCUGGUUCUCUUCUUCAGAGCUUACCACAUCGGGUUUUGGUUUCUGGAGACGCACGCGGAUGAGAGUGGUGGCCACGGGGUCUGCGUGACCCUGCAGGAGUCCUGCAGGGGUCUGGGUGUCCCUGCCAAGGAGAGGUAUCUCUUCUGGACAUCAGCAAAUACACUCGGCAACAAGGAACAGCGUGCCCACGGGCUGGUGAUGACCUUCUGGCUGGUGGCACAGAGGAAUGACAUCGUGGACAGCAUCUGCCACUGGAAGCUGUUCGACCUGCUCGUGGGGGCCGGGUACAUCCUCUGCUACCUCAACUUCUGGGACAGCCCUUCCUGACAUCGGAUGGCCAUGUUUUACAUGACUAUGCUGCUGGAGAACAUCCUCCUUUUGCUGUUGUCCACUGCCUUUCUCCAGGGGGCCUCCCAGACCAGCCUGUGGACCGUAGCUGGAGUCUUGUCCAGAUUUCUGAUUGGCAGUGUCUCGCUAACUCAUCACAGACCGCUACACCCUGGACCCACAGGCAUCUGGCAGGGCUGUGUCCAUCCAGGAGUUGUGUGGCAUCCAGGGGCUGAUAAAGCAGAGACAGAAACUUCUCGGGCCCCGGCUCCAGCUGGGGAGAGGCCAGGGAGCCCGGGCACACGCCAGGAGAAAAGUCACGAGUUCGCCGGUCUGGGGAAGGCCCCCGGCCCACCGUGGGGACCCCCAGAGGCUGGGCUGGAAAGCCAGACUGCUCUGGAGGAUUGUUUCCUCAGUCAUCAUCACUGGCUGUUGGUGAAACUUGCCCUAGAAACAGGAAAUGGGUCUAAGAUCAGUGCAGCCUUUGGAGAAGACAGUCCUGGCUGCUUUCGUCCCCCUUCAUGGGGGCUGAAACAGCGCUACACCCAGCAGAGGACACCCCUGUUUCCCCAGCAAGAGCUCCCACUGUCACCUCAGGACCUCCUGUCCUCAGAGAAAGGCUCUGAGUUUCAAGGUGUCCUGAACUCAGAAGCGGACCUGUUGGAAACCUCCAGUUUGGUCCCUUUUGCCAGUGACAGCCAUGACCCAGCUCCUGCCCAGAAGCAGUCAGCCGCAUGGAGGGAGCACAGCCCGAAGGAAGGAGGAGGUGUGGGUGGGCGGAGAGGAGGGGAAGGACAGGAGAGCUCCAUGCUGUACUUCAGUGCCAUGGCCGAGGGGACCCCAGCCUCACCUCAGGAAGGCAGGCAGGCGACUCCGCAGACAUCCCACUCUGGGAGGAGGGCAGAGUCCUCCCCUCAGCCGGCCACGCGGCCCCUCCCUGACACCAUAGCCAACAUCAGCCCGAUCCUAGGCCUUAGUAUUUUGCUAAAUACACAGCCCUCCUUCCCGCAGGUCAGCCGGCCAGCGACUUGGAGUCAGGUGGCUCCUCUCCACCGCUGA
Molecule: messenger RNA, 1974 nt
Organism: Neomonachus schauinslandi (Hawaiian monk seal)
Lineage: Eukaryota; Metazoa; Chordata; Mammalia; Carnivora; Phocidae
Gene: XKR5
Product: XK related 5
Biological process (GO): apoptotic process involved in development; phosphatidylserine exposure on apoptotic cell surface; engulfment of apoptotic cell
Cellular component (GO): plasma membrane
Source: RefSeq, a predicted model, not a curated record